Nannospalax galili (Upper Galilee mountains blind mole rat) is the source of this 670-nucleotide messenger RNA. It is a transcript of the gene Arl5c, whose product is annotated as ADP ribosylation factor like GTPase 5C. Gene Ontology annotation, molecular function: GTPase activity; GTP binding. The coding region runs from base 1 to 336 and encodes 111 amino acids. Gene Ontology annotation, biological process: intracellular protein transport; vesicle-mediated transport; protein localization to Golgi membrane. The record is from RefSeq and is a predicted model, not a curated record. NCBI's taxonomy places the organism in Eukaryota, Metazoa, Chordata, Mammalia, Rodentia, Spalacidae. The transcript is spliced from 3 exons. Gene Ontology annotation, cellular component: cytoplasm; trans-Golgi network.
AUGUUCACCAAAGAGACAACUUGCCACUUACAUCUCCCUCCUGCUGGGCAGUUUGUCAUCCUUGUGAUUGAUAGCACAGACCGGAAUAGGCUGCUGACCACCUGGGAGGAGCUGUAUAAGAUGCUGGCCCAUGAGGUGCUUCAAGAUGCUUCAGUCCUGAUCUUUGCCAAUAAGCAGGACAUGAAAGACUGCAUGACCACAGCAGAGAUCUCCCAAUCCCUUAUGCUCAGCACCAUCAAAGACCACCUGUGGCAAAUCCAGGGCCGCUGCGCUCUCACUGGGGAAGGGCUGCCAGCUGGGCUCCAGUGGAUGCAGUCUUGGGCCACUGCCAACUAAUGUCUCAGCCUGAAGCCAACCAGAAGGCUUGGCAGAAGCCUUGCAUGGUUAGCACUGAUGAGAAACCCUAGUGAUUUUCUGGUGGAAGCAGGGUGGUUAUGGACAGAGAGAUGGCCACUGUCCACCAAACAGGAACUAAACUACAGACUUGGAGUUGCUGCAGACAGGGUGUCAGGUGAAAAUGUUCCCCAGCCAUCACUGCAGGAGUGUGGAGACACCAGGGAUAUUUCUGGAUGUGUUGAGGGAUCAGGCCCCUCCUAGCCCUCAUUCUCUGUAGGAAUGGAGAGCAAGAAAUCUUUAUAAAGUUCUAUAAUCCUUGAACAAAGGAGAUUAU